AUGCAUUCUGAGGGCAGUUCUUCGCUGAACUUCCAGCCCCGUCUCCAACUCCUUAGUUUUAAACGAUUGGGUACGCGAAGAGCGAAUCCGGAUACACCUGGCAGAUAUGGCCUUGUCGUCUCGGACGGAGAUCAUUUCUAUUUUGCAGUGCUGUCCACUGGAUCGAACUAUCUCCUGGAUGAAAAUAUUCUAGAAAAGAACUAUGUAUUCACGCUCGCUGGAUUGGAGGACGAAUAUGCGGUGGGCAGCUCGAUCAUUAUCUCACUGUCAAUCUUCCUAUUACUUCACCUCCACAUUGUUUGCUUCAACGAACGCAUUGGGUCCCCAACUUUACCACGGCAAAGAUCAGACACAAACGCCCCCACAGCAGCCAAGGCCGCCAUCGCCGACCCACCAUCACCAACCCCUGGCCCUAGCACCACCGAAGCUGACACUCCCCGCAAUGCUCCCACCGAGAACCCCCCGGCCACUUUACCGAUUGAAGGGCUGAAUCCUUAUCAGAGUGGGCGGACCAUCAAAGUUCGUGUAGUUCAAAAGUCCAAAAUCAGGCGUUGGUCAAACAAUCGCGGUGAAGGAAAAUACUUCAACUGCAUGUUUGUGGACGAAACAGGCGAGAUCAGGGCAACGGCGUUCAAUGGUGCAGUCGAUGAACAUUAUGAGAAACUUCAGGAAGGAAAAGUGUACUAUGUCUCGCGAGCAAGGUUGAAAGAUGGUUCGUCCACAAAUAAGUACGAGAUGAUACUCGAAAGGACCUCAGAGAUUAAGGAGGCGAAUUCUCAGUAUUCUUUCAUCGAGCCAUCGCAGAUGGCAUCACAGCAGCAUGGUGCUGUUGUGGGUACGUACCUUCAGUCCCAACUUCGCGCAGGUUCUCGCUUAACCGUCGGGCGGGAUCUGAUGCUUGUCGAUAAUACAGGAUAUAGCAUCCGUCUGACAGUACGGGGCAAUCGGGCCGAGUAUUUCGACAACCACACCAAUCCUGUCGUGGCCGUCAAGGGUGCUAGGGUGAACAAUUCUAGCACCACACACCUGGACAUGCCCAACGCUAGCUAUAUGCAAGUAGAACCAGAUAACCCUCAGGCACAUGUGUUGCGUCGGUGGUAUGAUCAAGGGGGAAAGGCAGAGACUUUCCGACCACAAGUAUCAAGCAGUGGACCUGAUCCAUCCUUUAGUGGGUUCAAUAAUAAUGAGCCUUGCCCCAUUGCCAUCGCCCAAGAAAAGUUCCCUGGCUUGGGCGAUACGCCAGAUUACUUCGUGCUUCAUGCCACUGUCGUUCUCUUUGGGGAGAAUGUCUACUAUAUGAGCUGUCCCGGGCCCAAUUGCCAAAAGAAGGUGCUGGAGCAAGACGAUGGGACAUGGAGAUGCGAGAGGUGUGCAAAGUCAUAUGUGAACUGCAAGUAUCGUUACUUAAUGGGUGUUUCGGUUGCCGACCACACGGGACAACUUUUCCUUCAGGGCUUCAAUGAAAUUGCCGAGCAGCUUUUGGGGAUCUCCGCGAAGGAUUACCACGAUCUCAUAGAAGAUUCUGAUGCUGCCAGAGCUAAACUGGUCGAGGCGAAGUAUAAAGUGUGGGAUCUGUCGUGCAGAGUGAAACAAGAAACCUACAAUGGCGUGACUCGUCCGCGAUACGUUAUUAAUCGGGUGUUUGCUCCCGACUAUGCAAAGGAAGGUUUACGCUUACUUGAGUUUGUGGAAAGGUAUCCUUCUAGUAAGAGCGCUUGA
Molecule: messenger RNA, 1719 nt
Organism: Cantharellus anzutake
Lineage: Eukaryota; Fungi; Basidiomycota; Agaricomycetes; Cantharellales; Hydnaceae
Exons: 10
Coding region: 1-1719 (572 amino acids)
Biological process (GO): DNA replication; DNA recombination; DNA repair
Cellular component (GO): nucleus
Molecular function (GO): DNA binding
Source: RefSeq, a predicted model, not a curated record